AUGAUGAGCACCACACUGACAGCUACGAUACCCAACGCAUAUUUGAAUGCUACUUUAAGACGCAUCGAUGAGAUUGCAAACGAUGAUGUCGAGAUGCAGCCCGCGUUGUUCCUCGUGGACGACAACUUGAAUUUGCGACAGAGCCCGCUAUCAGAGGAACAGGUUGUCGUCGUGCUGGAUACGAAUAUCCUUCUCGAGUUCCUGGAAGUGAUCCAGCGGUUCGUUGCCGAAAGCGAAGAGAUGGGUCUGCCUGUGCUGGUGCUUAUUCCAGGUGCAGUGAUCUACGAGCUGGAUGGGCAAAAGAAUCGCGAUGGGCUCGCAUGGUUUGCGCGUCGUGCGUCAACGUGGUUGCUUAAAAAAGUGAAGGAGCGAAAGUCUGUGAAAGGACAGGCUAUAGAUGAGACGUGUAAAGCAUCUGGAAAUUGGAAGACACGCGAGUCGGGCGAGCUUUUUGGUACGGAGCGUACAAAUGAUAGUCUGAUACUCGACUGUUGUAUGUAUUUCCAUCGAGCACGCCCACGUCGCACGUUUCUGUGUAGCAAGGACAAGAUAUUGUGUGUAGAGGCCGAGAGUGUUGGCAUCCCGUCGAUCUACCCCGGUCGUGAGACAUUCAGCAGCCGAGACCUGGGAUUGGCAAUCUUCGGCCAAGGAACACCCCUAACGAGGUUUAGCGGGUACUUGCCCAGCUAUCGCGAUUCAUCGAGUCGAGUUGUACCGGAAGCGGUGCAAGAUGCGGCUGAUGACGAUGAUGGGAUGGAUAUAGACGAGGAGGGGUGGUCAGCAUCUACUGCGCUGCAGCCAAGCCAUGCGCUGGACCUGCUGCACCUGCAGGUGAUUGAGCACUUUACGCGGCUGCUGCUGGAGUUGGUGGUGCGGGUGGGAGGACAGGAGGUGGAGUGGUUUGGUGACGACAUGUCGGCGGUUUCGCGAUACGCUCCCCGAUACGCACGGCGACGCUAUGUGAGCUGGGAGGCGGCGGACUGCGUGGAGUAUCUGGAGUCGAAGAAGAGGGUGGGGCAGACGAGUCCGCGGGUGGAGGUGUUUCUGACGCGGCCAUACGCAGGGGCAGGGGCACGGCGGGGACAGGACUGGUCGAAGCGGGACUGGUCGGUGGCGAUGGGAGGACUGCGGGUGGUGGGUGGGCAGUGGGAGGACGGGAGCAUGAGGGAGUCGGUAGAGAGCGUGGAGUACCAUAUGAGCCGAGUGUUUAGUAUGCCUAUGCGACCUACGGGGAUAUAG
Serpula lacrymans var. lacrymans S7.9 is the source of this 1239-nucleotide messenger RNA. RefSeq lists its product as uncharacterized. NCBI's taxonomy places the organism in Eukaryota, Fungi, Basidiomycota, Agaricomycetes, Boletales, Serpulaceae. Gene Ontology annotation, cellular component: nucleus. The record is from RefSeq and is a predicted model, not a curated record. The coding region runs from base 1 to 1239 and encodes 412 amino acids. The transcript has 6 exons.